Messenger RNA from Solanum verrucosum, 1448 nucleotides. RefSeq lists its product as uncharacterized. The record is from RefSeq and is a predicted model, not a curated record. NCBI's taxonomy places the organism in Eukaryota, Viridiplantae, Streptophyta, Magnoliopsida, Solanales, Solanaceae. Gene Ontology annotation, biological process: lipid storage. Gene Ontology annotation, cellular component: lipid droplet. Gene Ontology annotation, molecular function: lipase activity.
AUGACAGGUUAUUACUGUAUUACUAUCUAUCUUCACGAGAGUUCUCUAUGGUCUUUUACUAAUGGGGUUCCUCCCUCUCAAUCAAGUUCAUUCGAUCUCAUAUCAAAUGCCAUCAAUAAAAUCACUUUUUCGAAAAAAUACCGAUUAUCAUCAACCCCAUCUUACUUCUCCAGGAGAAGAAUUUCAUCAAAGUGCAGAAAUUCACAAAUGGGUUCAGAAAAUUUGAGUCUAAUUGAUACAAGAAAGCGUGCAAAUUUUCGGCUUUGUAACGUUUCAGGUUAUAAGAUGGAUCUGCUGGAAAUUCAUGCCAAGGACCCGAAGUUUCAUGUCUUGUUUAUUCCUGGAAAUCCAGGUGUUAUCUCAUUUUAUCUUGAUUUUCUGGAAUCACUCUAUGAUCUGCUGGAUGGAACUGCAUCUGUGACAGCAAUCUCGCACAUUGCCCAAACAGAAAAGGUAAUGCAUUUAGGCCAACAUUAGUUUGAAUACUGGUGGCUGGUUCAUAACCUCCCUACUCAGCUUAAGUUUGCUUCUUUGUCUAAGAUCACCCUCAUUUUCUUCAGUUCCCAUGUUCUUAAUGAAAAUUGGGAGCGCGGAAGGUUGUUCUCACUGCAAGAACAAACAGAUCACAAGAUAAACUUCAUAGAGCAUGAGCUUCAGGAUGUCGAAGUUCCUAUAGUACUGGUUGGUCAUUCUAUUGGAUCAUACAUAUCUCUAGACAUUUUUAAAAGAUUUCAAGGAAAGGUGGCAUACUGCAUUUGCUUGUAUCCAUUUCUAGCUGUAAACACCAAGUCUUCAACACAAUCUGUUAUUAAGAAGAUUGCAGCAUCUCGCACCUUAUCUACAGGCCUUAGUUCAAUUGUAGCAAUUCUGGGAUUGUUACCAGUCUGGAUCUCCAGGAUUCUGGUGAAAAACUCUGUGGGAAAAUCCUGGUGCCCAGCUGCAGUGGAAGCUCUCUGUUCACAUGUCCUCAGGUACCAUACCGUUCAGAACAUGCUAUACAUGGCAAUGACCGAAUUCGAAAAGCUUUCUGAGGUACCUGAUUGGUCAUUUAUGAGGGAAAAGAAAAGUCAGAUGGCAUUUUUGUUUGGAGUCGACGAUCACUGGGGUCCCUUAGAUCUCUAUGAAGAGAUCUCCAAUAAGGUACCAGGUGCUGUUCUAGCAGUAGAAAAAGAGAAUUUUACUCAUGCUUUUUCUUGCACAGAGGCUGGCUCAUUAUGGGUUGCUAAGCAUGUUUCUGGCUUAAUCAAGAAUUAUUUUUCAAAAAUAGACUCUGAGUAGACGUUAUUUCUUUCUGGAAACGCAUCAGGCAGGCAAUAAAAUCGAGCUAAUAUGUGAUCGAUCGUUUCUGGUUCAACAAAAAUUCAGAUCAAUAUUUCAAGAGAAUAUUCGAUUUGGAUGGAAUUUAUAUUGUGUAUCAGAGCUAAGUAUUAAAUACUUUGUUAUUUUUG